Messenger RNA from Cannabis sativa, 1734 nucleotides. RefSeq lists its product as uncharacterized. Bases 156 to 1499 code for a protein of 447 amino acids. Lineage: Eukaryota; Viridiplantae; Streptophyta; Magnoliopsida; Rosales; Cannabaceae. The record is from RefSeq and is a predicted model, not a curated record. Gene Ontology annotation, cellular component: membrane. The transcript is spliced from 5 exons. Gene Ontology annotation, molecular function: starch binding.
CCAGGAAAAAACAGAUUAAUCAUUCAAAACUGAAAUUUAAUCAAAAAAAAAAAAACGAAAGAGAGUGAAAACAGAACCGAACAAAAAAAAAAAAAAAAACUGACCUUGUUGUGGACUGGGGAAGUACCGAGUUGAGUCACUGAGUCACCACAGUCAUGAAAACCCUAACCAACCCAAGUUGCAGGGUCUCCUUCGACUCGUACUGCAGGGAAAGAGGUUCUUCUUCUUCUUGUUCGUCUUUGAUCGAGACGUGUUUUUUAAGGCCUUGGGUUAAAGUUUCUGGUUUUGGGUUCUUGAACUUCAACAAUGUCAAGCUAAGCAACACGUUUAUUGAUCCCGUUUCUUGUAUCUCACCCAAAAACCAGGUGGACUUGGAGGCAGAGAAUGUUCAAGCUAAAGGCAGAUAUCAAUCAAAAACAGCUCGUGUCAUAUUCAAGUUACAGAAAGAAUGUAUGUUUGGUGAGCAUUUUUUCAUAGUGGGAGAUGAUCCUAUUUUCGGUUUGUGGGAUCCAGAAAGUGCAAUACCGUUGAACUGGUCAGAUGGGCAUGCGUGGAUUGUUGAGCUGGAUAUACCUAUUGGAAAAUCGAUCCACUUUAAGUUCAUACUUAAAGACAGCAAUGGGGAGGUCUUGUGGCAGCCUGGUCCAGAUCGGGUUUUUCAAACAUGGGAGACUAAGAAUGCAAUCACCGUCUAUGAAGAUUGGGAAAACACGGAGCUUCAGAUAGUAGCUGAGGAAGAUGAAGUUUCCAUUCAAAAUGCUGAUGAGAACUUGACUCAUCCACAAGAGGAAUUGGUGUCUGAUGUAUACAAUGAGCCAACCAUUACUAAUAAUGAUGUGACUACACAAGAGAAACCGUUGGUAGAACCACGCGAAGAACAAAUUGUUCUGAAUAACAUUCCUUCACCAGAAGAGAAGCCAAUACAAGCUAUUGUUGAAGACAGUACAAGUUACACGGAUAAUGAUUCCCUGGAAAAGAAGUUUGCUGCUAUAUCAAACAACAAUGUGGUGAUAGGUGAAGAAGUUUUAGGAAACAAUGGUAGAGUUACAACAUCCAAGAAUAUGGAGAGCACAAACAUUGAUAACAUUUUAGUCAACUAUGAAGGAGAACCCGUUCUGGUGCCUGGCUUGACUCAGACACCCCCAGAGCCAACUGAAGAAGUAAGCCAAGAUGAGGUUGAGAAUACCCUUUCCGUCGAUAAACCUGUUGAAGCAGCAUUCGAAGCUAAAGAUCAUAAUUUGCCAGAGACUCAGUUGGACGAGGAGAAAGAACUACACAAACACAGUUACCCUUUUGAAACUGGAACACCGUCAUCGAAGAUGACCGAUGAAGAAGAGGAAGUGAAGACGGUUGAAAAUCAGCUGCAACAAAAGCCUGUGAUUACUGAAUUGGAAGAAGAAUAUGACUCUGAUGUAGAAGACGUGAAUGUCCUGAACAACGAUCUUCAAUGGGGUCGUAAAACUCUGGAAAAGUUUCUGACAAAUUUCGGGUUGUUCUAGCACCUGUUGUUAUUGUUUGCCUAGGCCUGUGGAGUGUAAUAUACUUGAUUCUCAAUAUGGUUUUUUUUAUUAUGUACAUAUUACGUAGCUAAUAUUGUUGAAAUCACUCUGCAUAUUCUAUGAGUGUGCUUAAUAGAAUAGCUAGCUAAGUAUCAAAUGUAUAAUUCUUUUACGAAGUUGAGACUGAUAUGGUGAAUUUUCGUUAGUAAAAGUGUUACUUUGUGAUUUGUAGCAA